GCGUUGGGCCUUCCUCUUCCGUUUACGGUGAUAGCAGGUUUCAAGAUGGUUCAACGCCUGACUUACCGUCGUAGGCUGUCCUACAACACCGCCUCAAACAAAACCAGACUCUCUCGGACACCAGGUAACCGUGUUGUGUACCUGUACACCAAGAAGACUGGCAAGGCACCCAAGUCAGCAUGCGGAAUCUGCCCUGGUAGACUGCGUGGUAUCCGAGCCGUGAGACCACAAGUCCUGAUGAGGCUCUCAAAGACCAAGAAACAUGUGAGCAGGGCAUACGGUGGUGCCAUGUGUGCCAAAUGUGUGCGUGACAGGAUCAAGCGUGCUUUCCUCAUUGAGGAGCAGAAGAUCGUUGUCAAGGUGCUCAAGGCCCAGGCACAGAGCCAGAAGACAAAGUAAAUGUAAAUUUGUAUUGCCGGAAUAAAAGGUUUUGGAAACUA
Chanos chanos (milkfish) is the source of this 440-nucleotide messenger RNA. RefSeq names its product ribosomal protein L34 (gene rpl34). The record is from RefSeq and is a predicted model, not a curated record. Gene Ontology annotation, biological process: translation. Gene Ontology annotation, cellular component: ribosome. NCBI's taxonomy places the organism in Eukaryota, Metazoa, Chordata, Actinopteri, Gonorynchiformes, Chanidae. Bases 46 to 399 code for a protein of 117 amino acids. Gene Ontology annotation, molecular function: structural constituent of ribosome. The transcript has 5 exons.